AUGUCGGCAGAGUCAUCUGGUUCUAAUUCUGAACAGAAAUUGUCCUCGCAAAGUCCUAUCCGAUUAUCCACCGAUGGAAGUGCUAAUUUGAAUGAUGACUUGGCAAAUGGGUCAGAAUAUUCAUCUAGUUCAUUUGUAUCAUUACCAAACCACAAUUUACAUAGAAGAUCAGGAUCAGCUGUAUCGUUUAAAAAUAGUAUUGACGCGGAUAGUAGUUUUCUGUCGUCGGCAUAUUUUCAAAUAUUGAAUAACCAUAACAGUCAGGAAGAUGGUAAGAGUAACGAUAUAUUUUCUCCAUUGGGGCCUAAUUCUAUAUACGAAUUAACAAUUGCAUCAGAUUCAUCAAGAGCUAAACGGAAUAGGGCACCUAAGAAUACGGUGAUUAUAAAUGGUGGGAUGACGACAGUUAACAAUCUACGGAAUCCGACUCUCAAAGAUAUACCGCAGAUUCAAUUACUGAAAUUAAAACUGAAAGUUGAAAAUAAGGAACUAGAAGCGUCAUUAAUACAUGGAACUGAAGAAGAUUACAAAAAUUUUGAUCUGAGCUAUAGAUUACUAACUGAAGACACGCUCCAGAAAUUUAUUGAACUGGACAAUUCUAGACACGGCAAUUUAUCAGCGUCAUCUUCUCUUUCCAAUUUCCCAACCAAAAAUAAUUAUUUGCAAUAUAAUGGUGAUGAUAUAUCAUCUAUCCCGAAAGUUUUCCUUGAUCCUGAUUUCAGGUUAGAUGAUCCUAGAAUAUUUAAACAAGUUAUAGGUGAUUGUAAUUUAUUCUCAGAUAACGAAACACCAGAUGAAAAUGUCAAAUCUACUUUGGCCAAGAAUAAUGAUUUGCAGGAAGAGCUAUCUCGCUACUUGGAUAUAGUGGAAGUGAAUCUAAUAAAGGAAAUCUCAAAAUCGUCAGACUCUUUUUUCAAUACUAUUGGUGAUAUAAAAGAAAUACAAUCACAGUCUGAAAAUUGUGCAGUAAAAUUCCAUGACAUAUUGGAUAAAUUAAAAUUGCUUGAGGAGAAAGAAUGCCAACGAGGUUUAGAUAUUUUAAAUAAGGUUAACGAAAGAAAGAAUGUUGAGCAUUUAGAGUCUUCUUUGUUACAAUUGAAAUAUCUAAUUUCAAUAAUCGAUUUGGCACGAAAAUCAUAUGAGAACGGCAAUCACGCUAAGAGUUUGAACGAAAUUGUAGUUGCAGAACACUUGAUCAACGGAAUAGAAUUAGAAGAUCCCGACGAGGAAAAGCAAGCGUUAUAUCCAGAUUUACCAUACCCUGCGGUAGAUUUUUCCAGAGUACCAGCAAUUUCAGAUUUGAAUACUGAAAUACAGGAUUUAAAACAAGAAUGUUCGAAAGGAUAUAUUAGUGCAUUUAUAGAUUUGCUUUUGGAAGAUUUACGCCAACACUACAAUAAUGUAUCUUACCAGGACACCUUGAACAGAAUGUCCACUUCCAUCAACAAAACCAAAAAAUACGACGCAAAGUCAGUGAACAAUUCAUAUCAAUCGAUCUCAGAAGAUAAAAGGGAAAAGUUGAAGGAAUAUAUUAGGAAUUUAGCGAAAUCUGGUCAUUUAUCUCAAUCGUAUGCAAAUUAUCAGGAUAGAAUAAUUACCGAAAUCAAAGAUAUUAUAAAGGUUAAUUUGCCUAGCAGUACCAGGCUGGGUGUCUCCCUGGCCGAUAUGUCUAAUGCACCUUCAAGAUCUUCUUCUGCUCCACCGGAAUCAAAUAAUAACUUAUUACAGCCUGGAGGGGGAACUUCAGGCAACAGUUUAUCUUCCAAUAUAAGAUGUAUGACACCAAAGGAAUUCGAAAUCAUGCUAACAAAAAUAUAUACUUGUUUAUCAGAAUGUUUGCGGCGUCUUACUGUCCAACAAAAGGUACUACUCGAUUUUGCACUUACCGCGAUUCCUCCUAAUUCUGAAAGUAAUUUGGAUGUCAUGUCGUUGGAUAUAACCUUUGCUAUUAAUAAAUCGAUUGAAUUGACCCAAAUUAGGUUGACUAAAAUUAUUAAUGUUCGACUGGAACAAACCGCUGAAAUCUCACUUGAUCAUUAUUUGCGUUUAUAUGCUCUCUCAUCUGCAUAUUUACAGGAAUGUGAAUUGAUUAACCCAGGGUAUGUAGCUAGCGGUGCAGGUAACUCUUUAAACGAUUGGGUCAAGAAUCAUAUUGGCUACUUUAUUCAUAAAUUCCAUCUGAAUUCUUUAGCAAUAUUAGCAAACAAUUGCGAUAAAGAAGUUUGGAGAGAGAUCACUCUGGAUGAUGCAUUACAAGAACAUCAAGUACUUAUAGACGAAAUUUGCGGAUAUUCUGAGUAUAUUGAGACUGAUGGGAAGAGUGGAUUUUCUGGUGACUCGUGGAUGGAAAUGCUUAAUUUACAUGAAACUACAAAAGAAGAUAAGCGUUCAAAAUCUAAUAAGCAACUUAAUGGUAGAUUAAUAAUCCAUGAUGAAUCAUUCAUGAUUCCAAAUUUGACUUUGAAAUCGUUAGUAAGUGUUAGGGAAUAUCUUAUUAUCUCCAAAAUAUUCUCUAGUAAGGGUUCGGUCGUCGAAAAUAAUUUAUUGAAUUACUUCAAAUUGAUGAAUUCUAAAGCAUCACAAGCAGUUUUAAAUGCUGGAGCAACUCGAACUGCGGGACUCAAGCAUAUUACUACCAAACACAUUGCGUUGUGUAUCCAGCUAGUUGAAUUUAAUAUUGCAUUGUUAUCUUCUUUACAGGGUAUAUCCAAACAAUCAAGAAAUGCUUCACCUCCACCUAAUUCACACGAGGAGAUCAGUUUUGCCAGAAUUUUAAGCAAUUAUAAGGAUCAUGAAAACGAACUUUUCUCCAAAUUGGUAUCUAUCAUGUACGAUCGUACCGUUAAUCAUUGUGCCACAAUCGUCACUAUUAAUUUGUCAGAACCACUCAAGCACCCUCAACAAUGCCACCUGUAUAUGGAAACGUUAGUCAAAGAAACAACUACAGUUACUAAAGUGCUAACCAAAUAUUUACCUGAAAUUAAGUGCUCAUUGAUUCUUCUGCAAAUAUUUGAUAACUACAAGAAACUUUUAGUCGACUGCUUUUGUACACAAUUAUCUCAAUUUAAGGAUUUCAAUGAAAAACAUUCUUUAUUGAAAGACAUUGAUUAUUUUAGGGUGAAAUUAUCUGAAAUACCAGGAUAUGGUAACUCGGGUCAGGUAAUUUGGGAAAAUGUGAAUUCUUUACCAACAAUUGAAGAUACAAAAAUGGAAGAAGUUAUGAGGAACAAUAUUGAAGGAGAAAGACAGCAAACCAUUGAUAGUAGUCACGCUUCUCAAAGAAACUCGUCAGAAGUUAAUAAUGAAGAGAACACGGCUACUGACCAAUAA
Molecule: messenger RNA, 3330 nt
Organism: Debaryomyces hansenii CBS767
Lineage: Eukaryota; Fungi; Ascomycota; Pichiomycetes; Serinales; Debaryomycetaceae
Exons: 1
Coding region: 1-3330 (1109 amino acids)
Biological process (GO): Golgi to vacuole transport; retrograde transport, endosome to Golgi
Cellular component (GO): GARP complex
Molecular function (GO): syntaxin binding
Source: RefSeq, a predicted model, not a curated record